UUGGUUGGCUUCCAUUGGCUCCAUUCAGAAAUUAUUCUCAAUGGAGCAAUGGAACAAUGUCAAUGGAGUUGGUUGGCUUCCAUUGGCUCCAUUCAGAAAUUAUUCUCAAUGGAGCAAUGGAACAAUGUCAAUAG
Messenger RNA from Dentiscutata heterogama, 134 nucleotides. The record is from the annotation of a GenBank genome assembly. NCBI's taxonomy places the organism in Eukaryota, Fungi, Glomeromycota, Glomeromycetes, Diversisporales, Gigasporaceae.